AUGUCCUUCAAAGUCAACUGGAAAUCACUCGAGACCGACUCGUUGACAUCUUGGACGAAAGAUCUCUUGACUAGUGCAUUGAAUCUGGGGAAAAGUCCUAAUAUUCUUGCCUCAAGUAUCCUGAUUAAGGAUUUGAACUUUGGCAAAAUUGCUCCCAACUUUGAGAUUUUGGAGAUUGGUGAGUUGGGCAGAGACAGAUUCAGAGGCAUUUUCAAGAUUAACUACGAAGGAGACUUCCACUUGACGCUCCAUACAAAUGUUCAGGCAAAUCCGUUGAAUAUCUACUACUCUAAUUCCAUGGAAAAGGAGAUAGAUAGCCAGUUUGUUACACCUAACUUUUUACUUUCAAAUGAGCAGUUUGCUUUGCCUUUGGAUUUGAAACUUAGCGAUAUAAAAAUCAGCGGUAUCGGCAUUAUUGUGUUUUCCAAGCUGAAGGGAUUGACGUUGGUGUUCAGAAAUGAUCCAUUAGAUUCCAUUAAAGUCUCUUCUACAUUUGAUACAGUUCAGGUAUUGGCCAAUUUCCUUCAGAAACAGAUCGAAACCCAGAUCAGAGAUUUGUUCAGAGAAACGUUGCCCACUUUGAUACAUCAAUUUUCGCUCAAGUAUCUCAGUCUCGAUAACAAUUCAGAUGAUUUACAUGCUCAUUUUGCAUCUUCGUCCAGAACUCACUCUUCAGCUUUGGAUCCAGACAACGAGUUCAACAAUUUUACAUAUUCGUCAAAGAAUUUACAGAAGAACUUGCAAUUGUUUAAUACUAGAGAAACAUUGGAUUUGCACAUUCCCAAGUUUAAGGGUAUAAUACAGAGAUCGCAUUUGGAGAAGUUUACCCAGAACUACCCUAGUUUGUUGAACUCAUUGUAUUUGAACUUGCACGAGAUCGAUAUGAAGUCCUACAAUACAUAUAACAACAAUACUGGAUCCAAUGGUAUCCCCAUUGACUUGUUGAUUAACGAUAAGAACUUCAACAGAACCAAUAGAGUCUUGAAAGAGAUAUCGGACAUUCAAUCUAACAGCUUCUACAAACAGAGCAAUAACAAUAAGGACACCACUGUUAAGCCCAAAAGAAGAAGAAUCAAGUAUAGCACCAGAAAGAAGGCAGCUUCGCCUACUUCUACUUUGAUCAACGAUGACUUCCACAUGGCGUCGUUACAUUCUUCAGUAGCUUCCUCAAUGCCUAUGUCAAUGUCGUCUUCUCUUUCCGAUUCUGAAGAAAGACCUCAGUUGUUAGCUCAACCUAGACCUAUGAGAAUAUCACCAGAUUUUUACCAAGCGUUCUUGAAGAGUACUCCUGAACAAUGCUGGUAUCAAUGUAAACGCGUUGGUUUGGGAACAAAUUACUUCAAUUUUGCAACGAGCCAACCAAUUCUGACGUCUCCCAUUAAGAAGGACCCGGCCAGAGAUUUCAUCAAAGAAAAGAAGUCCAUCAACUAUAUUGACAUUAACAAGGUGAACAACAAGUUGAAGGAGUUAAGUAUGGACCGCAGUGGAAAGAGAAAGCAAAGAAACUACGGAUCGGCAACAUACGAAUCCGAGAAUCCAAUCGUUGCCCCUCCCCCACCAUAUUCUCACUGA
This is a messenger RNA of Scheffersomyces stipitis CBS 6054, 1572 nucleotides long. RefSeq names its product ERMES complex subunit (gene MDM34). Bases 1 to 1572 code for a protein of 523 amino acids. Gene Ontology annotation, cellular component: ERMES complex. Gene Ontology annotation, molecular function: lipid binding. The transcript is spliced from 4 exons. Gene Ontology annotation, biological process: phospholipid transport; mitochondrion organization. The record is from RefSeq and is a predicted model, not a curated record. Lineage: Eukaryota; Fungi; Ascomycota; Pichiomycetes; Serinales; Debaryomycetaceae.